AUGACCUACAUCGUGCGCGGUCUCACGUUGGAAGAGAUCUACGACCUGUCACGCAGCUGCCGCCACUUUCAAUACCUUAUCCGCGAGGAGAAUCUCUGCAAGAUGCUCCUGCGAGACAAAGCCGCGUAUUCGGUGGAGGCUGAGGACGCGCUGCAGACCGGAGAGUACGCUAGAGGCUUCAGAAGGCUGGUCAAGCGGCGCAGAGCAACAGCUUCAGCUACCCCGUAUGUAGCCGCAGUCGUUGCGGUUGCGGACUCCUUCGCCUUUUACAAUGGCUGGCUGUGCUAUCUUGUUGAGGAUCGUGCGAAUGCGAGAAGGGAUCUGCGGAUCCUCGACGUACAGAAGGCAACAAAUCACGAGCUUGUGGUGGAUGUGCCGACGCUGGUGUCGCUUGCAGUUCCGGAAUCGGCAGGUUGUCGAAAAUACACUUUUCGAGUCCUGUACCAUGCUGCAGGGAUUACGUCCUGCUUGUAUUCGUUUGCGAGACCCAACACCCAGCACUGGCUUUUGAUUUUCAAUGCAGAGAGGCAACAGUUGUUGGGGGCUGUUCAGCUGGAGUCUGCAAUGAGACUCUUUGUACGCAACAACCGAGAUCACCUCAUCUUCGGAACCCAUUCCGAGCGCCAAGCCAACGGCAUCAGGAAGUGGGCACUUCGUCACUUCGACCUUCGAACAGGCCAAUUGGCUACUGAGAGUAUGCAUUUAACUAAUGUGGUUGGUUACGAAAUCGGAUCUACAGUCUGCUUCGAGAUCAUCGGUGAUCAUUUCUACGGUUGUUCGAACUCCACUGCGUUCGAACUCGAGGAGAUCGAUUGGACCUCGUACUACUACUGUUUUCGUUUUGCAGUCGACGACUUUGACCCCGAGAGGACUCAAAUAAUGAAGAAGCGAGAUGCAUGGCGACGCCAGCAUGCUGAAGGACCAAUUGAUGACCGGUGGACCUUUCUCAAUUUCGAACAAGACGAACAGACCGGAAGCGUCAGGAUCAUAGAGAGCCGCAAAGAAUGGCUCAAUGGUCGCAGUGGAAGUAAAAGAACUUACUAUAUUACCAACGCUCACUUUCCAGACGGGGGCAGUACGGAUGGAGACGGUGCCGACGACAAUGACCCGCUUCCGAAUGAACCAAUAGCUCGUCUACUCACAAGCAGCAACCAGCCUAACUACAUGGUUGCACCACAGCGUGACGCUCAUGCGUUUCACCGGGGCGAUGAUGGAUCAAUGAUGUUCAGCAAAGGCAAAACCUACUUAUCGACAUACCACCAUGUAUGUAGUACAUAUCUUGACCUUGUCGACGAUCCCUUGCCUGGCGACGUAUGCACGCAACGCUUGCGUAUACGGACUGGGACCAGGGUGUUUAGCAACGUAUCAAGCGUUGCUGCGACACCGCAAAACGGCCCCAGCGGAGACUACUGGGUUGGAAAUCCUUAUAUUGAGGAGUCUGAAAGAAACACCAUACAUUUCUGGCCGCCUGAAGCAUGUUGCGAAAAUUCCAGCGAUCACGACGAUAAACUCCAGCGACUGGACCAGGUCAUGAACCCCCGGGGACUGACCGGGAUGUUGCAGGUUGCCCCCGUUCCGAAGAAAAAGAAAGUGACCAUGCAGCAGAGAGUUGCCAUCAGGGGCGCCAUGAGAAACAGGACAGUGCUGCAUCUCCUGCAAUCUCGGGCGUUCCAUCUUCCCCUUGGCAAGAUUAUCCAGUGGACACGUUACCUGCUCCGAAAAUGGGGCCAUCUUGGGCUACCCUACAAGACGCUAUGCAUCUUAGUUUCUCUCGGAAACUGGGUUUUGCGUUCAAUAGAAACGACGGUUCCAGGACCAACUCCCAGUAUUCGAGUUAGCAACUUGCCCCUCCUCAUUUCGAUACCAGAGUCCGAGAUGCCACCUGAUCGAGGCCACAGAUCACCAUUGCAUACUUCACUACCCGUGGGGGCAAGACCACAGGAGGGAACAGGAGUGUCAAUGCUGCACGUGGAGCGCAUGGGACUCGGCGAUGUGCAAUAG
Molecule: messenger RNA, 2001 nt
Organism: Neoarthrinium moseri
Lineage: Eukaryota; Fungi; Ascomycota; Sordariomycetes; Amphisphaeriales; Apiosporaceae
Exons: 3
Coding region: 1-2001 (666 amino acids)
Source: RefSeq, a predicted model, not a curated record